Messenger RNA from Morchella importuna, 1653 nucleotides. RefSeq lists its product as uncharacterized. The record is from RefSeq and is a predicted model, not a curated record. Bases 1 to 1653 code for a protein of 550 amino acids. Lineage: Eukaryota; Fungi; Ascomycota; Pezizomycetes; Pezizales; Morchellaceae. Gene Ontology annotation, molecular function: ATP-dependent protein folding chaperone; ATP hydrolysis activity; ATP binding. The transcript is spliced from 6 exons. Gene Ontology annotation, cellular component: chaperonin-containing T-complex. Gene Ontology annotation, biological process: protein folding.
AUGGCUGGGCAGAUGCAACUCGACAUGAGCAAUGCUCAAAUGGUACGGGACGAGAAUGGACGACCGUUCAUCAUUGUUCGAGACCAGGGGAAGAAGAAACGACAACACGGAACGGAAGCUGUCAAGUCUCAUAUCUUGGCCGCAAAAACCGUAGCAAACAUUGUCAAGUCUUCUUUGGGACCAAGAGGGCUCGACAAGAUUUUAAUAUCCCCCGAUGGCGACAUUACUGUUACGAACGACGGUGCGACGAUCUUGGGACAGAUGGAAAUUGAAAACCACGUAGCCAAGCUUCUUGUUGAGCUGUCAAAAUCUCAAGACGACGAGAUAGGAGAUGGUACAACUGGUGUCGUUGUUCUUGCCGGAGCUCUCUUAGAGGCCGCGAGUGAUUUGAUCGAUAAGGGCAUCCAUCCCAUAAGGAUCGCAGACGGUUUUGACCAGGCUUGUGACGUUGCCGUGGCUCACCUUGAUAAAAUUUCGGACGUGGUAGAGUUCUCAAAGGACAAUAUGGACAAUCUGUUGAGAGCUGCAAAGACAUCUCUUGGAUCCAAGAUCGUUUCUAAGGCCCAUGACCAAUUCACUAAGAUUGCCGUUGACGCGGUUCUUUCUGUUGCAGACUUGGACCGUAAGGAUGUUGAUUUUGAGCUGAUCAAAGUUGAUGGUAAAGUUGGUGGCUCUCUUGAAGACUCGAUGCUGGUAAAGGGCGUUAUUAUCGAUAAGGACAUGUCACAUCCUCAGAUGCCUAGGGUCAUUCAUGACGCGAAACUUGCUAUCCUGACUUGCGCGUUUGAGCCCCCAAAGCCUAAGACCAAGCAUAAGCUCGAUAUCACCUCCGUCGAUGAGUUUAAGCGUCUUCAGGCCUAUGAGAAGAGCAAGUUUGAGGAAAUGAUAAAGCAGAUUAAGGAUACCGGCGCAAACCUGGUUAUAUGUCAGUGGGGAUUUGAUGAUGAAGCCAACCAUUUGUUGCUUCAGAAUAAGUUGCCCGCUGUUCGAUGGGUCGGUGGACCCGAGAUUGAGUUGAUCGCCAUUGCAACAAACGCUCGGAUUGUUCCACGAUUCGAAGAUCUGACAGCGGAGAAGCUUGGAAAAGCUGGGUUGGUUAGGGAGUUGUCAUUUGGAACUACUAGGGAUCGGAUGUUGGUCAUUGAGGACUGUGCUAAUACACGGGCUGUUACCGUCUUUGUUCGAGGAAGUAACAAAAUGAUCAUCGAUGAGGCCAAGCGUGCUCUACACGAUGCUCUUUGUGUCGUCCGGAACUUGGUUCGUGAUAACCGUGUCGUUUAUGGUGGAGGUGCUGCCGAAAUCUCUUGUUCGCUGGCAGUCGCUGAAGAGGCCGAUAAGACUCCCGGACUGGAACAAUAUGCUAUCCGCGCUUUUGCUCAAGCCCUUGAUGCCAUUCCUAUGGCACUCGCCGAGAACUCUGGUUUGUCUCCCAUUGAAACUUUGGCAUACGUCAAGUCUCGCCAGGCUCGCGAGAACAACUCAAAGUUGGGAGUGGAUUGCAUGCAGAGUGGAAGCAACGACAUGAAGGAACACUUUGUCAUCGAUCCCUUGAUUGGAAAGCGUCAACAGCUUUUGUUAGCCACUCAACUUUGCAGAAUGGUCCUGAAGGUGAACAAUGUUAUCAUCUCAGGCAGCGGUGAGGAUGAGUUUUAA